Stylonychia lemnae is the source of this 249-nucleotide messenger RNA. The record is from the annotation of a GenBank genome assembly. Lineage: Eukaryota; Ciliophora; Spirotrichea; Sporadotrichida; Oxytrichidae.
AUGAUAUUUAAGAGAAUACCAUUGAUGGUUCCUAAGGAAAUAGUUCAUAUUUAAGUGGAUCCAGAAGAAAAGGAGUAUGAGAAAAAGCUUCUGGAAAAAAAUAAGCUAAUAGGCCAGAACGGUGUUAAUACUAAUGAUCAAUAGAAGCAAAUUUUCUUAAUGCCUGUAGUCAAGUAAUAUAUCUUUUUGUAAUUUUCAACUUUAGCUAAAAUUUAUAAUUAAAAUGUUCCAAAUGUGCAAGAAACUUGA